Molecule: messenger RNA, 1993 nt
Organism: Amborella trichopoda
Lineage: Eukaryota; Viridiplantae; Streptophyta; Magnoliopsida; Amborellales; Amborellaceae
Product: polyol transporter 5
Biological process (GO): transmembrane transport
Cellular component (GO): membrane
Molecular function (GO): carbohydrate transmembrane transporter activity
Source: RefSeq, a predicted model, not a curated record
GUUUAAGGGUUUGACCACAUGUUUCUCUCGACUAUAUCAGCCUGUGCAAACGAGGAAGGAGGUAUUGAUCGAAAAUGGGAAGCGAGGGGGAGAAUGUGCGUCUGGAUCAUGAGCAACCAGAGAGGAUUACAAAGCCGAAGAGGAAUAAGUAUGCCCUUGCCUGUGCUGGUCUUGCUUCCAUGACCUCCAUACUUCUCGGUUAUGACAUCGGUGUGAUGAGCGGGGCAGUGAUCUUCAUCAAGGAUAACCUCCACAUCAAUGACACCAAAAUUGAGAUACUCGCCGGCUCCAUCAACGUAUUCUCUCUCAUCGGUUCUGCUUUCGCUGGCCGGACCUCUGAUUGGAUUGGCCGCCGCUACACUAUCAUCUUUGCCGCUGCCAUCUUCUUCUUGGGUGCCAUUAUCAUGGGUUUAGCUCCCAAUUAUGCUUUCCUAAUGGCCGGCCGCGUUGUGGCCGGGAUCGGUAUCGGAUAUGCAAUAAUGAUAGCACCUGUGUACACUACUGAGCUGGCGCCUGCAUCGUGCCGGGGUUUCCUGACUACUUUUCCUGAGAUUUUCAUAAAUGUGGGCAUUUUGUUGGGAUAUGUUUCGAAUUACGCAUUUGCGAGGCUGCCGGAGCACCUGAACUGGCGGCUGAUGCUCGGAGUGGGGGUGGUUCCAUCGAUGCUUCUAGCAGUGGGGGUGCUUGCAAUGCCGGAGUCGCCGAGGUGGCUCGUGAUGCAGGGGAAGCUGGGAGCUGCGAAGAAGGUUUUGCUAAAGAUAUCGGACUCGUCAAAUGAAGCACAACUCCGUAUCUCCGAAAUCAAGCUCGCUGCCGAGAUCCCCGAUGACACCGAUGACGAGAUUGUACAUGUGCCUAAACGUCACCAUGGUGAGGGUGUUUGGAAGGAGCUCCUCCUACAUCCCACCCCAGUCGUCCGCCGCAUCCUAAUUGUAGUUGUAGGCAUACAUUUCUUCCAGCAAUGCUCUGGCAUCGAUGCAGUCGUUCUGUAUAGCCCUCGGGUUUUUGAAAAGGCUGGGAUAAAGGAGAAAAAUCAGCUUCUAGGAGCCACAAUUGCUGUCGGACUCAUAAAGACCGCUGCUAUUCUAGUAGCCACUUUCCUCUUGGAUAGAGUGGGUCGGCGGCCACUGCUUCUUACUAGUGUGGGAGGAAUGAUAGUUACAUUAUGUGGUCUUGGCUUUGGCUUAACCAUGAUAGCACACACUGAUGAGAAGUUGGUUUGGGCCAUUGUUCUAUGCAUAGCCACAAUUCUUCUGUUUGUUUCAUUUUUCUCAUUCGGUCUAGGACCAAUACCUUGGGUUUACACUUCGGAGAUAUUACCUCUGAGGCUACGGGCUCAAGGGGCGAGCAUCGCGGCGGUAGUGAACCGUCUGCUGAGCGGUGUGAUAGGAAUGACAUUCUUAUCUAUGUACAAGGCGAUUACCAUACAAGGGGUUUUCUUCUUGUUUGCAGGGACUUGUAGUCUUGCAUUCUUGUUCUUCUUCUUCUUCUUGCCUGAGACCAUGGGCCAGACACUCGAGGACAUGAGCGAUUUGUUUGCAAAGAAAACAGCGAUACCACUUCGGCCUCAGAACAAGGCAGCCAGUGAGACCAACCGAUCAGUCGAACUUGCCAAUGGUGAUCCUUCUACUUGAAAAGAAGCAAGGAUAUGAGCUCAAAUGCAACAUGGUGAGAAUCUCCUUGACUAUAUAAGGUAAAGGUUAGACUUGUUGUUUUGACACCAAUAAGAAUCACUGCAAAUGGUUAAGAAGAACGAACUAUGAAAAGUGUUCAGUUUAUGUCAAUGUCUGAAUUCCAAUUAUCCAAAGAGAGAAUAAACUUUCAAGGGAAGAAGAAUCUAAUGGAAAGAGGAACGAAGCACGAGGUGAUGGAUUGAGGAACGAAGCACGAGGUGAGAUGGGAAUUGGGAAUAGAAUAGUGGAGAAGAAAAUGGCUUUGUAACUCUUGAGAACCAAUGACUAUUUUUAAAUCAAAUUUGCUUCAUUUAUGUUUC